Aspergillus melleus is the source of this 1611-nucleotide messenger RNA. RefSeq lists its product as uncharacterized. Gene Ontology annotation, molecular function: carbohydrate binding; carbon-oxygen lyase activity, acting on polysaccharides. Gene Ontology annotation, biological process: pectin catabolic process. The record is from RefSeq and is a predicted model, not a curated record. Lineage: Eukaryota; Fungi; Ascomycota; Eurotiomycetes; Eurotiales; Aspergillaceae. The transcript is spliced from 4 exons. Bases 1 to 1611 code for a protein of 536 amino acids.
AUGAGGUCCUCGUGGAUUCUAGCAGCCGCGGCAUUUCCCUUUGUGGUGGCGGGUCUCACUGUCGAUGAAACUGAUGAUGGCAUUGUCGUGGACACGGAGAGUGAAGGUGGCUUCAAAGUGACAAUCGACUCCUCUGGAUCGAUCACGUCACUUGUUUACGGAGGAGAAGAAUAUCAGUAUGCUUCUACCGGCAGUCACAUUGCCUCUGGGUUGGGCUCGGGAACCACAGUGAAUCACACCACCGAAGGCAACUAUGCUGUGGUGUCUGCCAAGGCCGAUAGUGACGACUUUAAUCUCACUCACUACUACGUCUUUGAGGAUGGAAAGAGUGUCAUCUACAUGGGCACCUACACCGUUGAUCAGCCAAGCGUUGGUGAAUUGCGCUACAUUGCCCGGCUAGUGAACAUCCCCAAGGCCUACAAGGAAGGUGAAGUCUCCGACACCACCGGGGGCGAUACCGUUGAGGGUAGUGAUGUUUUCCUCGUCGAUGGCGAGACAAGAAGCAAGUUCUACUCCUCCCAGCGCUUUAUCGACGAUAGCGGAUACUGCGCCUAUACCGAGGACAGCUCUGUUCAUGCGUGCUUCCUCUCUGAUACGAGGUCUCGCGAAAAGUCUUCUGGAGGACCAUUCUUCCGCGAUAUUGACCUCAACAAUGGCGGUGACUACCACUCCGUCACUUUCUACAUGAACUCUGGCCAUGUGCAGACGGAAGACUUCCGCACGGGCUUCUUCGGCCCCUAUAUCCUGUCCUUCAGUGGAAGUGAUAUUCCGUCGUGGGACGACUUCGACGUUUCCUUCUUCGAAGACCUUGAUCUGGAAGGCUAUGUCGGCUCUUCCGGACGCGGUGUUGUUUCAGGCAAGGCCAGCGGUACUUCUGAUAAGUUCCCGGCGAUUGUACACUUGUACAAUGAUGAGUACCAAUCUUGGGCCAACGCCUCCUCCGGAACAUUCACCACGCCUGAGGUUGUUGAGGGCGAGUACACGCUAGCCCUCUACCAGGGCGAGCUUCUGGCAGCCACAACCACCGUGUCUGUUAAGGCGGGUGAAACGGCCUCGGCCUCCAUCAGCGCAACCAACGACAUCAUCACCCAGGAAAGGACAACUGUUUGGCAGAUCGGUGAAUACGAUGGCACCCCGCAGGGAUUCCUCAACGCAGACAAGCAACUUCGCAUGCACCCAUCGGACGAUCGGAUGGGCGCGUGGAAGGCCUCGGCAUUUGUGGUUGACGACAGCGAGACAUCCGACUUCCCCAUGGCCAUCUUCGCCGACGUGAACAACGGACAAGAAGUGCAGUUCAGUCUUUCUGAAUCCAUCGAAUCGGACGUGAUCGUGCGAAUUGCCACCACGCUCGCAUUUCAGAGCGGCCGGCCCCAGCUCACUCUCAACGAGGCCUCCUGCGAUGCUCCCGAUGCCCCCGCCAAGAUUGACAGCCGUGGUGUGACUCGCGGUGCUUACCGGGGCUUUGGCGAGGUCUACAACUGCACUUUUGCGGCCGAUGACCUGGUGCAGGGAGACAACACUCUGAAGAUUAGCGUUGUGUCUGGAUCUGGCGGAGAGGGAUUCCUCAGCGCCAACUAUGUCAUUGAUGCAGUUGAGCUCUACUACGUCUAG